Molecule: messenger RNA, 1368 nt
Organism: Nannospalax galili (Upper Galilee mountains blind mole rat)
Lineage: Eukaryota; Metazoa; Chordata; Mammalia; Rodentia; Spalacidae
Product: pancreatic alpha-amylase-like
Exons: 10
Coding region: 1-1368 (455 amino acids)
Biological process (GO): carbohydrate metabolic process
Molecular function (GO): alpha-amylase activity; cation binding
Source: RefSeq, a predicted model, not a curated record
AUGAAGUUCCUUCUGCUGCUCUCACUCGUUGGGUUCUGCUGGGCGCAAUAUCACCCCCCCUGCACUCAGUGCCACCGGACUUCCAUCGUCCACCUGUUUGAGUGGCGCUGGGUUGAUAUUGCCAAGGAAUGUGAGCGAUACUUAGGUCCCAAUGGAUUUGGAGGGGUCCAGGUCUCUCCACCUAAUGAAAAUGCUGUGAUUAACAACCCUUCAAGGCCCUGGUGGGAAAGAUACCAACCGAUUAGCUACAAAAUCUGCACAAGGUCUGGAAAUGAAAACGAAUUCAGAGACAUGGUGACGAGGUGCAACAAUGUUGGUGUCCGCAUUUAUGUGGAUGCCGUCAUCAAUCACAUGUGCGGCUCAGGCAACCCCGCGGGAACAAGCAGCACUUGUGGAAGUUACUACAACCCUAACAACAGGGACUUUCCAGCAGUUCCGUACUCUGGCUGGGAUUUUAACGAUGGCAAAUGCAAUGGAGAAAUUAAUAACUAUAACGACGCUAAUGAGGUCAGAAAUUGUCGUCUGUCUGGUCUUCUGGAUCUUGCCCUUGAGAAAGAUUAUGUUCGCAACACGACUGUUAUUGAUCUGGGUGGUGAGGCAAUUAAAAGCAGUGAGUACUUUGGAAAUGGCCGUGUGACAGAAUUCAAGUUUGGAGCAAAACUGGGCACAGUUAUCCGCAAGUGGAAUGGAGAGAAGAUGGCUUACUUGAAGAACUGGGGAGAAGGUUGGGGUAUGAUGCCUACCGACAGAGCCCUUGUCUUUGUGGAUAACCAUGAUAAUCAGAGAGGACAUGGGGCUGGAGGAGCAUCCAUUCUGACAUUCUGGGACGCUAGAAUGUAUAAAAUGGCUGUUGGAUUCAUGCUGGCUCACCCGUAUGGUUUCACACGAGUCAUGUCAAGUUACCGUUGGGAUCGAAAUUUUGUGAAUGGAAAAGAUGUUAAUGAUUGGAUUGGACCACCAAAUAACAACGGUGCCAUCAAAGAAGUGACCAUUAAUGCAGAUACCACUUGCGGAAACGGCUGGGUGUGUGAGCAUCGGUGGCGGCAAAUCAGGAACAUGGUUGCCUUCAGAAAUGUAGUUAAUGGCCAGCCUUUUGCAAACUGGUGGGACAAUGGUAGCAACCAAGUAGCUUUUGGAAGAGGAAACAGAGGCUUCAUUGUCUUUAAUAAUGAUGACUGGUCACUGUCAGCAAAGUUACAGACUGGUCUUCCUGCUGGCACAUACUGUGAUGUCAUUUCUGGAGACAAAAGCAAUGGCAGUUGCACAGGAAUUGAAGUCCAGGUUUCUGGGGAUGGCACGGCUCAGUUUUCCAUAAGUAACUCAGCUGAGGACCCAUUUAUUGCCAUCCAUGCUGAAUCAAAAUUAUAA